CACUCAACACUCAACACUCAGCACUCAACACUCAGCACUCAACACUCAACACUCAGCACUCAACAAUCAACACUCAGCACUCAACACUCAGCACUCAACACUCAGCACUCAACACUCAGCACUCAACACUCAACACUCAGCACUCAACACUCAACACUCAGCACUCAACACUCAGCACUCAACACUCAACACUCAGCACUCAACACUCAACACUCAGCACUCAGCACUCAACACUCAACACUCAGCACUCAGCACUCAACACUCAGCACUCAACACUCAACACUCAGCACUCAGCACUCAACACUCAGCACUCAGCACUCAACACUCAGCACUCAGCACUCAACACUCAGCACUCAGCACUUAACACUCAACACUCAGCACUCAGCACUCAACACUCAACACUCAACACUCAACACUCAACACUCAUCACUCAGCACUCAGCACUCAACACUCAACACUCAGCACUCAGCACUCAACACUCAGCACUCAGCACUCAAUACUCAGCACUCAGCACUCAGCACUCAACACUCAACACUCAGCACUCAGCACUCAACACUCAGCACUCAACACUCAACACUCAACACUCAGCACUCAACACUCAGCACUCAACACUCAACACUCAACACUCAACACUCAACACUCAACACUCAACACUCAGCACUCAACACUCAGCAAGGUAA
Molecule: messenger RNA, 680 nt
Organism: Candidula unifasciata
Lineage: Eukaryota; Metazoa; Mollusca; Gastropoda; Stylommatophora; Geomitridae
Source: the annotation of a GenBank genome assembly